Molecule: messenger RNA, 1136 nt
Organism: Lotus japonicus
Lineage: Eukaryota; Viridiplantae; Streptophyta; Magnoliopsida; Fabales; Fabaceae
Product: 6,7-dimethyl-8-ribityllumazine synthase, chloroplastic
Exons: 10
Coding region: 265-957 (230 amino acids)
Biological process (GO): riboflavin biosynthetic process
Cellular component (GO): riboflavin synthase complex; intracellular anatomical structure
Molecular function (GO): 6,7-dimethyl-8-ribityllumazine synthase activity
Source: RefSeq, a predicted model, not a curated record
AUAAGGUGUUGACUACAAUAGUUCACCUCACACCCAAUAACAAUCGGGUGCAUUCUUGGAUUCAGAUACUCCCGCGCCCCCUUCCUCCCUGCUCUCUCAAGUGACCACCGCCCGUCUCCGACGAAACUCCGGUGACCACCGUGCCGGCUUCUCUCCGAGAGACCAACCGCAGAUUAUACCCAUUUUGAUUCAGCGCGCAGCGUUUCGCGAAUUGGAUAUACUCUGUAUCUGAAAGACUUUGCGCUCAAUUUUUAGACUGAAGGAAUGGCUUUAUUCGUUUCAACCGAUUGUUUGCUUCCUACCCGUCACUCUAUGCUUGGAUUUGUGAAUCAUGAUGGCCAAGAUCGUUCUUUUGGGGGUAGUAAUAUCUUGCAUCUCCAAAAGGCUCUGAAAAGCUCAAGCGCUCUCUCAUUUUCGCUUUCUUUGCGAGAAGUUAAGCAACAGGUUCAGAGCAAGGGUCGAUCAUCAUUUUCACAAACCGCUGCUGUGAGGCAUCUAACAGGUUCUGUUACAAGAGCUCAGGGACUUCGUUUUGCUGUGGUUGUUGCACGGUUUAAUGAAAUCGUCACCAGGCCGCUCUUGGAGGGAGCUUUAGGGGCUUUCAAGAAUUAUUCAGUUCAAGAUGAGGACAUUGAUGUUGUGUGGGUUCCUGGUUGUUUUGAAAUUGGUGCUGUUGCAACAAGUCUGGGUAAAUCAGGCAAAUAUAACGCAAUUGUAUGCAUAGGAGCUGUGGUACGAGGAGAUACAACCCACUAUGAUGCAGUUGCUAAUUCAGCAGCAUCUGGAGUGCUUUCAGCUGGUCUAAACUCAGGUGUUCCAUGCAUAUUUGGUGUCCUAACAUGUGAGAACAUGGAUCAGGCUCUAAAUCGAGCUGGUGGCAAAUCUGGGAAUAAGGGUGCUGAGGCUGCAUUGACUGCUAUUGAGAUGGCAUCUUUGUUCGAGCACCAUCUGAAGUAAUCAUAGCGUUGGAAGGACGUGUUAAUCUUUAUUUUCAACUCCAGACUGCACUGCAUGUGUUGUUUUAUAAGAGAUAUGCAUUCUCAUGUUGCCACAAACUAUUGUGGUUUCUUCCUUUUUUUGUUCAAAUUCAAACUAUUUCGGGUUAUAAUAAGCAGAAGAAUAAAACUUUUUUUUUA